Molecule: messenger RNA, 424 nt
Organism: Linum tenue
Lineage: Eukaryota; Viridiplantae; Streptophyta; Magnoliopsida; Malpighiales; Linaceae
Source: the annotation of a GenBank genome assembly
AUGGAGAAUCAUGGGCAUAAUCCAAAUCCGCGAGCAAAUCCAAGGAGUUUCUCGAUUAUGGCUAUCCCUGAUUCGCCUUCGCCUCCUUCCUCGCCUCCGCCUCCGCUGGUUUUGGCGCCACCUGUUGUUGAUGAUGAGCAGCCUCACCAGGAGGAGCAGGCUGAUCGGGAAGUCGCCGCCGUGAGCGAGGUUGUUGUUGGCAGCGGGAGUACUGGAGCUGCAGGUUCUUCAAACCACGGUGGCGACGGUGGUUCCGGUGGAGGGAGUGGCCAUUGAUGGAUAAGAGACUUGAGAGGUCGCCAUCGAUGCAAUUGCAGUUUUGUUUGGACGUUUAAUUUUGCUUCUCUUAUUGCUCGGCUUUAAUUUCUUUCUUGGCUGUCUGUCCGUGUCCAUGUUUACCAGACAAUAUGCUUAUGAUUCCGUU